AGGCGCUUGAAAUUCUGAACGAAAAAUCUUGAUUGUUGGAGAUGGAACUACAUAAUUUUAGGUGUUGUGAUGCUAACUUUGAGAAAAACAACAGAAAUAAUGAUGACGGCCUAUCGACAUUUUCAUCAGAAGAACAAGUUGAAGUUGAAGAGUCUGUCACUAAACUUUUGACAAAUUUUAAACAUAGACUAGAAGUAGAUACUGAGUGUAUUUUGCCAGUGUUACAUAGAGAGGAACAUGUUGCAUUUCUCCGGAAAGGUUUGAGUAAUCUUUCAGCAUCUUAUGAGGUAUGUUUAGAUCUAGCAGACCAUGUAUGUUAUGGAUAUACAUGCUUGGAAUUACUUGAUGAACCACUAAGUGACGAGACUAUAACUCAGGUAGCACAGUUUCUAGGGAAGUGUCAAUGUCCAGAUGGGGGAUUUGCAGGGGGACCAGGCCAAGAGGCACAUCUAGCACCAACAUAUGCAGCUGUGAAUGCAUUAUGUAUACUUGGCACAGAAGAAUCCUACAGAAUUAUAGAUAGGGAAACAUUAUAUGACUUUUUGAUGAGAAUGAGGACAUCACACGGGUCUUUCAAGAUGCACAAGGGAGGUGAGGAAGAUAUUAGAGCCUAUGCAGCAAGUGUUGCCAGACUGACCAAUAUCAUCACACCACAGCUGUUCGAUGGCACUCCAGAAUGGAUUGUCAGAUGUCAGACAUAUGAGGGAGGGUUUGCUGGCUGUCCAGCUAUGGAGGCCCAUGGUGGAUAUUCUUUCUGUGGUAUAGCAGCUUUAACUCUACUUAGCAAGACCAAUCUUUGUGAUAUUAAAAAUUUAUUGCGAUGGACAGUGAAACGCCAGAUGCGCUAUGAGGGAGGUUUCCAGGGUCGGACCAACAAAUUAGUAGAUGGUUGUUAUUCUUUCUGGCAGGGUGGAGCUUUCCCACUUAUACACAUGGUUCUAUCCUUGCAAGAUGAUGCAGCGCUUAGUGCUGAACAUUGGUUAUUUAAUCAAAAAGCUUUACAGGAAUAUAUACUAGUAUGUUGUCAAUUUCCUGGUGGCGGACUUAUUGACAAACCUGGAAGGGUGAGAGAUUACUACCAUACCUCAUAUUGUUUGAGUGGGUUGUCUGUCGCCCAGCACUUUGCAGGAGGAAAACUUAGUCACGUAUAUAAUAUAGGACAUGAAAACAAUAUUUUGCGACCAACCCAUCCAGUUUACAACGUAUGUGUCGAGAAGAUAGUCCAUGCAGACCUGUAUUUUCGACAACUACCACAUCCAAAACAAUCUGAAAACUGUGCAAAGAAAUAAUCCCUCCUUGAGAUGUUAAACUGUUUACAAUUGAAAUGAUUUUACAUGUUUAAUGUAUUCUUAAUUACAAGAGUUUAUCACUGUUUUAACAAAAUUUUCUAGGAAAAAAUUACAUCAACAUAAGACCGAUAUUUUAGGUAUUUAGGAAAAUUUUACAAAUGGUUCUGACUUUAUUAAGUCAAGAUUACUAGAACAUUUUAAUACUACCAGUGACAUUCAGGGAUAUUUGACAGUCUUCUGAUGAUAUGUCCUAUAAUUAUGUUACUGCAGCUGAAAUGCUAUAACAACCUUGUAAUUAUAUUCCUUACCAUAAAUAUUGAAAAAUUUACAUUAAAAUUACAUAAUACUAGUUGACUUGCACUGAUGUUAUUGGCAUAAUGUGUCAAAUAACAGAUUAUGAAAACAUUUCAGGUAUCAGUGUGCAUGUUCUGACAUUAACAUCACAUAGCAUGAAUGUAUAUAUUAAAAAAGAGAAAGGUUUGGAAGCCUUCUGGCCAUAACGGCACACCUAGUUUCUCAAUGGCUUAUUGACAUUUAUUGCAUUAGGUGUGCAGUUAUGGCCAGAAGGCUUACUGUCGUCUCUUGCAAGGGGUCUUCAUGACUGAAUGGUAUAGGUUGCUGACAAAAACAUCUUGCCUUUCACCGGUUUUGAAACCUCCUUUGGGGUGUAGAAUUUUUCAUGUGAGGAUGCCAUCCAUUUUACUAAGGAAUGCUGGUAGUUCUACCCAGGUGCCUGUCUGUGAGGAAAUGAUGUCCAGAGGUGCGUCUGGAUUUUUCCUCCACCAUCAAGUUACACCCAUGUGUUUAUUUGAUAGGUAAAGACUAAGUCUUUUAAAAUCAUUGUAAUAUUUCUAGUUUUUCUGCAAAAAUAAUACGUAUCUUAUCCAAAGAAGCAUUGCAAAUUUAACAUUUGGCAAAUUCCUGAAAUCUGUUGGGCCAUUUUUAGCCUGACUUUUUGAAAGUUUUCAAGAAGUUGAGCUUUUUUUGUCACCCUCUUGACCGAGUCCUCCUCACUAAAGUUUUAUAUGAAAGCAGGUUCUCAAUAAAACUGCUAGGCCAAAUGCUUUCAAACUUCACAUCUCUUUAGCAUCAUGAGAUGACCUCAAAGAGCAAGUUACAUAACUUUACCUCUUAUUUUGUCAAGAGUAUGCCCUUUUUUCAUUCAGAAUAUAAGAUUGUGUGGAUCCUUUAAUUUCUUUGUCCGAAAAAGGGUUUUCGUCUCCUGAAAAAAUGAGCAUAAGGGAUUUUCGAUGCUUGCCGGCAUACCUAAUUUCCAUAUAGUAAGCAGGCACAUUAAGCAGUCAAAAUAUUUAAAUUUGAAUGUUGUGUAAGUACUUGUCGUAAAUGUAUGAAAUAUUUCAGAUUAUGGUUAUUUAUGUCACCCACCACACAGUGGUGUGGGAGACAUAUUGAUUUACUCCAGUCUGUGUCUGUGUGUGUGUCUGUCACAAAGCUUGUCCGCACUCUAAGUCGAACAUUUCUCAUCCGAUUUUCACCAAACUUGAACAAAAUGUGUUUGACCAUAAGACCUCGGCCAAGUUCAAUAACUAGCCAAAUCGGUCUAGGCGUCUUGGAGUUAUGGCCCUUGAAUUACCAAAAAUCGGUCUUUUUACUCUUGUCCGCACUCUUAUUCGAAUAUUUCUCAUGCAAUCUUCACCAAACUUAAACAAAAUGUUUUUGACCAUGAGACCUCGGCCAAGUUCGAUAACUAGCCAAAUCGGUCCAGGCAUUUUGGAGUAACGGCCCUUGAAUUAUCGAAAAAUUGGCCUUUUUACUCAUGUCCGCACUCUUAAUCAUACAUUUCUCAUCCGAUCUUCACCAAACUUGAACAAAAUGUGUUUGACCAUGAGACCUCGGCCAAGUUCGAUAACUAGCCAAAUUGGUCCAGGCAUUUUGGAGUUACGGCUCUUGAAUUAUCGAAAAAUUGGCCUUUUUACUCUUGUCCGCACUCUAAAUCAAACAUUUCUCAUCCGAUCUUCACAAAACUUGAACAAAAUGUGUUUGACCAUGAGACCUCGGCCAAGUUCGAUAACUAGCCAAAUCGGUCCAGGCAUUUUGGAGUUACGGCUCUUGAAUUAUCAAAAAAUUGGCCUUUUUACUCUUGUCCGCACUCUAAAUCAAACAUUUCUCAUGCAAUCUUCACCAAACUUAAACAAAAUGUGUUUGACCAUGAGACCUCGGCCAAGUUCGAUAACUAGCCAAAUCGGUCUAGGCGUCUUGGAGUUAUGGCCCUUGAAUUACCAAAAAUCGGUCUUUUUACUCUUGUCCGCACUCUAAUUCGAAUAUUUCUCAUGCAAUCUUCACCAAACUUAAACAAAUUGUGUUUGACCAUGAGACCUCGGCCAAGUUCGAUAACUAGCCAAAUCGGUCUAGGUGUCUUGGAGUUAUGGCCCUUGAAUUACCAAAAAUCGGUCUUUUUACUCUUGUCCGCACUCUAAUUCGAAUAUUUCUCAUGCAAUCUUCACCAAACUUAAACAAAAUGUGUUUGACCAUGAGACCUUGGCCAAGUUCGAUAACUAGCCAAAUCGGUCCAGGCAUUUUGGAGUUACGGCCCUUGAAUUAUCGAAAAAUUGGCCUUUUUACUCAUGUCCGCACUCUUAAUCAAACAUUUCUCAUCCGAUCUUCACCAAACUUGAACAAAAUGUGUUUGAUCAUGAGGCAUUUUGGAGUUACGGCUCUUGAAUUAUCGAAAAAUUGGCCUUUUUACUCUUGUCCGCACUCUAAAUCAAACAUUUCUCAUCCGAUCUUCACCAAACUUGAACAAAAUGUGUUUGACCAUGAGACCUCGGCAAAGUUCGAUAACUAGCCAAAUCGGUCCAGGCAUUUUAGAGUUACGGCCCUUGAAUUGUCGAAAAAAUCCGUCUGUUUACUCUUGUCCGCUCUCUAAGUGGAACAUUUCUCAUCCGAUCUUCACCAAACUUGAACAAAAUGUGUUUGGCCAUAAGACCUUACCCAAGUUCGAUAACUAGCCAAAUCCGCCCAGGCCCUUGAUUUAUGGCCCUUGAAUUAUUGAUUGGAUCCAGUCAUCCAGACCAUCUAAUUGGAUCCACUCGUCUUAAACAUCUAGAGAAACUAACAUUUUUCAUAGGGGCAGUUGUGGGAGACAUGUGCUUUUCUCAAAGCAUCUCUAGUUUGUAUUUGUUAAACAAAUUUUAGCUAAACAAGUAACUGUUGUUAGGUUUGUGUGGAGCAUAUAUUGAAAUUGUGCCAUUUAUUUCUAAUGAUAGUGUACCCUUUUAAAAAGGUGGUUACAGCAUGUUUAUACAAAUGUUUUAAGAAUGUGUUUAUAUAUGAACAAAACAAUAUUUGCAUUUUCAUUGUUGACUACCAUUAUACUAGGUGCAAUAGCAAUAAACAGAUAUUCUGCUUUGAAUGUUAUAUCUUGAAAAUACUGAAUAUUUUGUUUAAUUGUGUUGAAGUAAGUUUUAAAAUUUAAUGGUGUAAAACUUGCUAGGGCUGUCCCAUUAAAUUGUAGACAUUGGGAAAAGACAUAAAUUCAGUAGACUUUAAUAUUGUUUGAAGAGGCACACUAAAAAGAUAAUAAAAUAUGUUACAGAAUGAUGAUUCUACAUUAAGUUUAAAAGAGGCAUAUACUAGCGGUUGGCACAUCAUAAUGUCAUUAAUACCAGCUACAAUGAGAUGUUCACUCUUUCUCAAAAUGCUCGCAUGCAUGCUCAAUACAUAUUUGAUUGCUGAGCAACCCUUUGCAAAGAUACAUGUGAUAUUGAUAAAUUGUGGGUAAAUGGACGCUGUGCAGUUAAUUUAUAGAACCAUGUAAUUAAAAGCUUCUCGUA
Mercenaria mercenaria is the source of this 5083-nucleotide messenger RNA. RefSeq names its product protein farnesyltransferase subunit beta-like. Gene Ontology annotation, molecular function: protein farnesyltransferase activity. Bases 42 to 1289 code for a protein of 415 amino acids. The transcript is spliced from 14 exons. Gene Ontology annotation, cellular component: protein farnesyltransferase complex. Lineage: Eukaryota; Metazoa; Mollusca; Bivalvia; Venerida; Veneridae. The record is from RefSeq and is a predicted model, not a curated record. Gene Ontology annotation, biological process: protein farnesylation.